Messenger RNA from Bombus pascuorum, 7444 nucleotides. RefSeq names its product Krueppel-like factor 12. NCBI's taxonomy places the organism in Eukaryota, Metazoa, Arthropoda, Insecta, Hymenoptera, Apidae. The transcript is spliced from 4 exons. Gene Ontology annotation, molecular function: DNA-binding transcription factor activity, RNA polymerase II-specific; RNA polymerase II cis-regulatory region sequence-specific DNA binding. Gene Ontology annotation, biological process: regulation of transcription by RNA polymerase II. Bases 3105 to 4634 code for a protein of 509 amino acids. The record is from RefSeq and is a predicted model, not a curated record.
UGUGGAGGGCUGCGUUCACCGGGCAGUUACUCCGGAACCGUUGCCUUGACGACACGCAUCCGCGCAUGCGCGUAUGCAACGCUACGGGUGCACCACGAUCGCGUCACGAGCACCAGUUGCGUUCGCCACCCUCAUCUUCCUCGCUAUUACAAACUUUUCUCCACCUCUGUUGUUAUCUCCCGGCCCGCUGGAACCACCGCUACCAUUAUAUCCGUUACACCGCUAGUGUCUCGCAACCAUUGCUCGUUGUCUUGCCCGCUGCCAUUGUUCUUCCUUCCGUUGUCAUCGUUGUUACUGUUGCUACCACCACCCACCAUCGCGUCACCACCACCUUCACCACCAUUGGCACCACUCUACCGCGUUACAGGUUGCCACUUUUGAUGCUGUUAUCGUCGUUUCCCGGUCUCUCGUUAUCUUUCUCGUUAUCAUUUGCAUCUUCCGUGAUCGUUUCAUUCAGCGAUAUUCUACGACUUUCCUAUUCUCAUUGUCAGCCUCUUUCAACGUUAGCGUUCUUUUUUCUUGUAAUUGCACAAGCAAAGAGAGAUAUUACUCGAAGGGAGAGCACCCUGUAUUAGGUAUGCGUAUCGUUCCAAACGGAGAACGUUGUUUACAUAUGUCUAUGCGUGUCUUAUUACGCCGCAUCGUCGACGCGGUCGUCGUUGCGUUUCCUUUGAAAAGUUCGACACGGAUAGUUUAGAAGCUACUAGGUACCUACUGUUCCAUUUCGAGAUUACCCUCUACCUUCCGGUGAUUGCAUAGCUCGACCUUCGAUUCCUCCAUUUCACCGUUUUCUCCUUCCCCAGCUGCGCCACCGCCACAACUACCACCACCUUCGUCGUUACCACCACUUCCGUCACCUCCAUCAUUUCCACCACCAUCACCACCUCCGCUACUACCACCUCCAGCUUCAUCUCCACCUCCAUUUCCUCCUCCUGCCGAUUUUCCCUCUCCUAUUCUAUCGCAUUCUCCACCUCUUCCUGUUCCUUCUGCGCGGUUCGCGCAUACCCUUACUACGAGCGGCUGGCUGUCAUGCGUCGACGGUGCUUCUGAUAAGGCGCGACCGUAUCGGACCGUUCUUGUCGAUAAUCCGUGAUCGACUCGUCAACGUUCUGUUUGCUCACGGUUUGCGUCGAUUCUUUCGUAUCAAACCGCUUGAUUUCAGUGAUUUUACGGUGAGACCGUGAAAUUUUUCACGAGGCAAAUUCUCCGAUAGUUUCGGCUGGUCGAUUGGUUCGCGGGACAAGCAGCGUAGAAAUUUACUCUACGAGCAUUGCCCGAUCGAUUCGCAACGUCGAUGCUCUAUUUAUCGUUUCGUGCAACGCUGUCGUCCGAUCGUUCAUCGUACGUUCAUCAAAUUUCGACCAACGAUCGAGUGUGUCGCUGCCACAGCGAUAGGAAGAAUCGGAAAACUAAGACGGAGAAAAAGUGGUUUGAGAAGGAAGCAAGGGAAAAUCGAAAAGUGAGAAGACACCCCUGGGUGAUCGAUUCGGCUGUUGAUGUAUGGUGACCGUGACCGAGAGCGGGACCGGGACCGGGACCGUGACUGUAACCGUAAUUGUGACCGUGACGUCAAAUUUUGGUGUAUUUCGAUCGAGAAGGAAAAGACAACAGGCUGGUGUUGAUCGAUGUUUCAGCGUGAAUACGUUACAGCGAACGAUCGUAAGAAUAUUAGCGAGAGUUAGUGGAGGAACCACGAGUGCGCUGCCGUUCGAUGUUUUGCUGUCGUCGCGAAACCUGCCGCUGUACUUUAACGUUGAAAAAAGCAGCGGCAGGUCGUCGUUUUCGUUUGAGUUUCUUUCGGAGAGCAUGAUGCAAUAUUAUAUAGCAAACUGUGGAAACUCGAGCCGAAUCGAUUCGUCAACAUAGUCCACACGAUAGCAGAACGAAAGGUCAGGCCGUACCUAAGACCGGAGAAACCAGAAGGAAGAGAAAGAAAGCAAGUGGGAUUAGUUGCGUUUAGUUAAUUCGAAGGAAACAAUCGGCGAAAACAUGGAAUUCCUUUGGACAACUCGAUACGAUUACUCGUUGCUCCUGGAACGCGCCGCUUUUGCUCUCUACUUUCAAAUCAAAUAAGAUUAAUACCUUCGCUGUCUUUAAUUAAAAAAGGUUACAAGGACGAAGGAGAUGAUUCUUUGGGAACGUUGAAGUCGACGUUGAUCGAGAAACACGAUAGACUGGACACGAUCUCGCCAAGGGUACCGCGAAAAAUGACGUUGCGUGUGAUUACUCGAAACGAUCGUCUAACUGUUGGAUUCGCGACAGAGGUUAGAAACGGAUGAUCGUUUUCGAUGUAGAACCGAUGCGACUCGAAUAGCGGUGCGAGUUGCGUUUGCAUUUCGUAGGAAUAGACGCGAUUCACGCGUGUAUAGCAAUCAAGGGUGAACCGAAAGGCAAUCCGAGAUUAAUCACGGAGCAUGAUCGUCCAGGAGGAAGACGCAAGGUUAACGACGCUAACGCAUUUCAAAAGUUUCCAAGCAUCGUCGACAACGUCUGACGAGGAACUCUGUCGAGAAAUCGGAACGUUGCGGGAUAAACGAGAAGAGCGAGUCGCAACGUUUCGUUGAUCGGCUGUUCGUUAUCGGACGCGAGGAAUCAGCACAGAGGAAAGAAACAAGGCGUUUGACCGGCGCGGCGCAUACACGACGGUUUGUCCCCGUGGCUGUUCCUCUCUAUGUUGGAUCGAAUCAGGGUGCAAAGCCGCGCGAUCGCCAGGGCGAGAGGUUCGUCGAUUCGGUAUAGUGUCGAGGGCACCGAAUAAUCAACGUCGUUGUCUUCAAGAGAAAGAAAGGAAAAUCGGCUGAUAGCAAGGGAAGCGUGGCGUGACAAUAGUUGGUGUUUGUCGGAAGCGAAAGAACGAAUAAGAAGUGGAAAAAGGACGUUGAUCGCGAGGUGGAUGGUUAAUCCUCGGUAGGUCGCCACUUUGGGAGCAGACACAGUCUGGAACCAGAACCGGGACCAGAGUCGGAGCCAAAGCCACAGGAAGAAACAAAGCUUGAGUCAGAGUCUCAAAGUUAGAGUCAGAGUCAGAGUCAGAAUCAGAGUCAGAGUCAGAAUUAGAGUCAGAGCAGGAGCAGCAACGUUUCUACGAUUCUCCGCCACCACGAAUGGACGUGAGCGUGUGCUGCUUGCCCGCCAGUGCCGGCUCGGGGGCCCAGCACCCUCAUCCAGCGAGUUUGCCUUCCGGCGGACAGCCGACGAUUCAACCACCCUAUCAAUAUGCCGAUCAGAUAGUACCGGAUCGGGGUCAACCCGACGGAUUGCCGGUACUCGGUUGUACCGGUCAGGAUAACUGGCAGCAGAUCUCCUCCGCUUCGAACGUCGUUGGUGCUGUCACCGCUGCCGCCGCCACCACCACCACCACCACCUAUAUCGAUUACUCCUGGUUGCAGAUGCAGCAGACAUCGGACCUGGACACUUUGCUAUGUAGACAGGAUCUCGACCGACUGCAGAAGCUCGACGAAGAUGACCCGGAGAAGGAGCCGAGGGAGUCCUCGGUGCAAAUGGAGGACUUCUUCGAGGUUGGUGGGCCGGUGUGUCGACCGCAGGCGAGCUUCGUCUCGUCGAGGAGUCAACCGGCGGGAAACGACGACGAUGUGUUCCUUAGGCCGCCGCUCUGGGAGGAUAUCACCUCGAGUAUACAAAAACUGGACCCGGAGAACGCCGACAUGCUGGGCUCGCAGUCGCACGUCAAAAUGGAAACCGACGACGUCUCGUCGCCGGUAUUGUCGCCUGUCGAGAUCAAAACCGAGCCGCUACCUCCGCCACCGACCUUGCACCUUCUCGAAGGACCCGCUUCGAACUCGGUGUCGGGCUACGCGAACGGUCAUCCGAACCCUCCGACCGGCCCGCAAGUUGUUCAUCACCGGACCGCGCCUGCCGCUUUCAAGACUUUCCCCCCUAACAACAACAGCAACAAUAAUAACAACAAUAACAACAACACGAGCGCCAAUAACAACAGCACCGGUACCGCCAACAACGCCAAUGGCAACGGUAACAACAACAGCAACAACAACGCCAAUGCGAACGGUAACAGCAACAGUAGCAACAGUAACGGUACCGGGAACAGCAACAACAAUAACAACAACAACGACUCGACGACGACUCACCACGGAGGCGGGAAUCAGAUCGGUGGCAGCGCGACGUCACCGCUCUACGGCUCGAUGACUAGGUUAAUGUACAUUUCCCCGCUCACGCCGCCGAUUUCCGAUCCUGGAUCUCCGAUAGGGGCUCCACCGAGGCGGACGCCGCCUCCACCCUAUCCACAGCCGUCCAUUAUGAAUGCUCCUCAUAGGAUUCAAGCCCCGAGCAUCACCACGAAAUUCAACAGGCGAAACAAUCCCGAGCUGGAAAAGAGACGCGUUCAUCACUGUGAUUUCAUAGGUUGUACAAAGGUCUACACGAAGAGUUCGCAUUUAAAGGCGCAUCAGCGGAUACACACAGGUGAAAAACCGUACCAGUGUCAGUGGCCAGAGUGCGAAUGGCGAUUCGCCAGAAGCGACGAAUUAACUCGUCACUAUCGAAAGCACACCGGUGCGAAGCCCUUCAAGUGUGCCGUGUGCGAGCGUUCCUUCGCCAGAAGCGAUCACCUAGCACUCCACAUGAAACGGCAUCUUCCGAAGCAGCACGCCAAGUGACCAUACCGCUCUUCCGAGAUUCCAUCUCCGUCUCCGUCUCCGUCUUCGUCUUCGUCUUCGUCUUCGUCGAACGACUCUUCGAGUGUACGCGUUCCUAACUAUGCCGAUCUCUUCGAGCCUCUCCCAGAUUACCAGGAAGAAAUUUGCAAACUUAACUCUUUCUUUUAAUCCAGCUCGAAUUCGAGCAUUGGGUGGAAAAUCCUUGGAGAGUCUCUAUGCGCGUUUCUCUUAUUCCUAAUUAUAUUUUCGUUCGAACUGAUUUCGCGAUAUUCCGAAUCGUCAUUCUUAUUUUCUGUUACAUUUUCGUGGAUAGUGAUUGGAAAGUAAUCGUAUAAACAAACGAGUGUCGUGGCGAACGAAGAAUCUUCGAUUGAAUCUUUCGCUGACUUCAACGAUGCGUGAGACGACGAGAAGGCUUUCGAUAGUUUCGAUCGCUGCUUUUUACGAAUGUUAAUCGCUUCUCUCGAUACACGAUAAUCGUCGAGAUAAUAGCUUAUUUACCGCUCGUGAUUACGAAUACGUUACCGUGUUUGUUCGCCCGAUACGAUGAAAGGCAUACACGCAGUUACGAUCGUAGUGGCUGGACCACUACCACUCUACUACGUGUUUUCUGCUGUUUCAAGAUAGUCGUUUUUAAAUAAAUGUUAACGAUAAAUAUAAAUUGCAUUUAGCGCUGAGACUUUAGAUUUCGAAAGAUUUGUCGCAUUGCGAAGUUUCGUUCGUUGCCCGAACUACGCCAUAGACGUAAUAAAAACAAACGAAAUGUCAGGUACGUAAUUUGCAGAUUCGUAUAUCUAUCAACGUUAGAGCGAACAUUUCUGUCUCAAAUUCUCUUGAAAUGCGAGGUAAAUCUUUAAUUGGUAACGUUCAUCGGUGUGAACGACUCGUGAGUAAAAUCGUCUAAUUUUAAUUCGGACUGCGUUCUAUGGUUGAAAGUUUUCGGCAAUUCCAUCUGUCGCUAACGAGCACGUUCCGAUUUACUACGAUAUAUCUAUCUAGAUCUUUCCACUUUCGGCUGUAUAAUUUACAAUUUACGUUGACUCGUUGACGUGUAAAAUAUCUUCUUCUUGAAAUCCGAUGUUCGUGCAAAGGUUAACUGAACGCGCGCUGUUCAACCGACGAGACGACAUUGCAACAGAAAUGUAAUUUUUCGAGAGUGUGAGUAAUUUUGAGCAACUGUAUCGUUAAAAUGUUCGUCGGUGAUAGAUAUUAAAAUUCCGUCUAUUUCGUUCGUGCGAGGCGAACGAGUAAAUCGAGCAAACGUUCGAACACGGAGCAAUCAGACGUGAGAAAGGCUAAAUUUUUUGCGAGAACGGCUGCUGCUAGCAGUAUAAUGGCAUCUAUUUUGUACUAAGCUAACCACAGUAGCGAGGGAGCCGAUUGCAAGAGGACGCGAACGUCGAUAAGAAUGCGCAUAGAAAAUUCUCCGCUCCGAAGAAAGCGUUAAUUUAUUUGCCUGUGUACAUAAUGAGGAUAUGUCUAUAACGAGUUAAGUUGAGAAGUGGUUUGUUCACUGGUGAUCUUUUUAUCGCGAUUUUCCGUCGCUCGCAUUCGUUUGCAUCGAAUCCCCUCCGUUCCGCAACGAGGAAAGUCAAUCUAGGUUUUGUCGAACAAUCGCUAGAUCCAUAACCAUGCUCUCGAUACGACUUACGCGAGAAGAGUCGACUUAUUAUAGUGAUGCCUUAUGUACAAAUUCGUUUAGGUACGUUUCGUCUACGUAUAUGUGUAUAUUAUAUGUAUGUAUAUGUAUAUUGUAUACGUGUAUAAGUAUGUACGUAUACACAUGUGUAUGCAUAUAAAUAUAAAUAUACGUAUAAUCGUCGAAAACUGUCACGCCGCAUUCUUUGCGGCUAAAAGGUCUAUGCACUUUUAUGUGUGUAUACGUGUAAAAAAGCGAUGCAUAUCCAAUACGUAUGUAGUUAGUGUAAUAUUAUCUGUAUAAUAUGCGAUUUAAAUAUUUGAACCGGUAACUUUCGCGUCGAUUCUGCGAUUUUAUCUUAUUUACAUUCGCGAAAAAUGGUACGCGUAAUAUAUACAUACUUAGAUACGAUAGAUAACAAAACUACGAUUUUCCUUAAUCGUGAGUUAAAAACGAAAAAAAGAGAUUUUCGCGAAGCAAUGUAAUAUCUUCCCUUUUGUUCCUCGUCGUGUUCUUUUUUUUUUUUUUGAUCUCUGUAUUCUUUUCGUUUUUCCUUCCUUCCUUCCUUUUUUUCUUCUUAUUCGGCUAUCCUAAAUGAAAUGUGAAAGGCUAACGCACAACUAGUUGCAAAAACGUACGUAUUAUAACAAUUAUUCUAUGAUUUACCGUUUUCUACUACGGAAACAACUAUAAAUGUUUGCGUUUAACUUAAAAAUGUCACGUUUCGGUUUCCAAUUACUUCCGAUAGCCAAUUUUGCCUUCCUCUUAUAUUCGAAAGUACUAUUUGAGAAACAACAAAUUCACAAACGUAUAUAAAUAUUCACGAAUCUAUGCUAUUAAUUAUGCUAACACUCUUCGAGAUAAAGGGUUAAAUCUGCUUCGCGACAUUUUAACCCGCAUUACCUCAUUUUUUCGGCACUCUUCUUCCAUGUCUGAUCUUCGAUCAAUCCGUUCGCUAGGCCAACAUUAAUCUUAACACAGAUAUACCUCAUUUACCGAAAUAGAAAAUUCAAGGCUGUUGUGACGAAAUUUCACGCAUUUUCCUACACGAUUUCCUAGAAUUUUGUUCAUAAUGUUUGUAAAUCGCUGUAAUUUGUGUGUUGUGUAAUUUAAAUAUAUCACGAUAUAUACGUAUUAUAUUAUCGCAAAUAAACGCGUUUAAUUAUCCGCA